Helicoverpa armigera (cotton bollworm) is the source of this 7151-nucleotide messenger RNA. Its product is annotated as protein tramtrack, alpha isoform. Gene Ontology annotation, molecular function: protein binding. The transcript is spliced from 3 exons. Bases 446 to 2092 code for a protein of 548 amino acids. Gene Ontology annotation, biological process: regulation of transcription by RNA polymerase II. Lineage: Eukaryota; Metazoa; Arthropoda; Insecta; Lepidoptera; Noctuidae. Gene Ontology annotation, cellular component: nucleus. The record is from RefSeq and is a predicted model, not a curated record.
UAUAUCCGCUGCCGCCAUUUCGAUGAUGACGGCGUAUUUUUUGUGAGAGAUAUUCGAGUCGCGGAGCGAGUCGGUGUUCGUCGCGCGGGGUUGCGGGCUGCGGCCGUCAGUCGUCGGGUGAGCGGGGUGCGACGUAAACGCGGACUCGGACUAUGGCGGAAGGGCUGAUCCUCAUUCCCAUAAAAGGGUCGAGUUGAUUGUGUGCAGAUACGUGUGGUCCCCCUGCGCCCGGCACACAAGCAGCACUAAACACUAUGAAACAUACAAAUUGAAAAUGGCUUUUAAAAAGUAAACAUUAUCUAUUGUUGACGUUUUGUUGUAUUGUUCAUGGAACAAGAGAGAAUACUUAUGUAUACAUGAUUGAAUAGUUGUUGGUAAAAUAGAUUUUAAGCCUGGACUGGCAAAAAUCAUAUCUUCCAAAGAAGAGAAUAUACAAAAAACAAAUAUGGCUACGCAAAGGUUUUGUUUGCGGUGGAAUAACCACCAAUCUAACAUGUUGUCUGUGUUUGACCAACUACUUCAUGCGGAGACGUUCACAGACGUCACUCUUGCUGUUGAUGGACAGUUGCUGAAAGCACACAAGAUGGUCCUAUCAGCUUGCAGUCCUUACUUUCAAGCUCUCUUUGUUAACCACCAAGAAAAGCAUCCCAUUGUUAUAUUGAAAGAUGUUCCGUAUUCGGACAUGAAGAGUUUACUUGACUUCAUGUACAGAGGGGAAGUAAGUGUGGACCAGGAACGUUUAACAGCUUUCUUAAAAGUAGCCGAAAGCUUAAGAAUAAAAGGUCUGACAGAAGUGAAUGAGGAAAAGUGUGAUAUUCCAGCCUUAACUAACUCGUUAAUACAACAGCAGAGUAAUGCGCACACGCCUCCCCCGCAGCUUCACAGAAUACACCCAUACAUGCAUCAAAAACGACCGGCAUCCGGGAUGCCUAGCGGAGGGGCGCCCCCCAAUUUAUUAAUGCCCUUAUUGGGUAACGCAUUGAUGCAACCAAAAAGAAAACGAGGCCGACCGAGAAAACUGAGUGGAAGUUCAAGUGACGCACUGAAUACAGCGGCCAGUCCUCCUGGAGAAUUCGUUCCUGAGCCUGCCUCUCACGGAUCGUCGAACAGACCUGGUGACCAACUGAUAAGAGGCUCGCCAGAAAUGUUGGAAGUUAAGAUGUCCAUGGAUAGCUUCAACGCUGAGGACGGCGCGACGUCGGGGGGUGAGGAGGCAGGCGAGGCCCUGCUCAUCGACGAGGGCGAUGACGCUCAAUCGACUGAAGCUCCGAUGACUGGCAAAGAUUCCGAGUCUGCAGAUCCUGAAAAACCACCAAAAGAAGAAAUACAACAAAACUUUUCAACAAACGGGCCCGUACUUUCCAUAGAGAAUGGAUCUAUAAAACAAGAACCCGCAGCUGAGCUUAACGACGGUUACAAUGAACCAAUCGAAUAUAAAUACAAUCCUGACCGAAGCCGCGAGAACUCUAAUUCACAGGAAGGCCCUAUUAAAGACACAGAAGACAAAAACAGACUAGGUCGUAACUUAAAGCCAAAGAAUAGUAAAAAAUUGCUACCCCAAAUGUCAAAAAUUAGAGCUCGAAACUUGUUCAAUCAACUUUCUGGGCUUUCCAGUUUAAAUCCCGCGCUGAGUACGUUCGAUAAAUUCCCCCCAGACCCGGUUCUGAUGCCAGCUCUCGCCACACAGCUUUUCGCCGCUGAAUUGGAGCAAAAUAACCUCAACAUGGCUAAUAACGAGGUAUCCGAUUUAGCGCAGACCAACUGGGAACAUCGUAUAUUCCCUUCGCCUAUAAGGAAGGCAAAUAUGGGUAGUGUCGGUAAUUAUCACGAGGAGACCAACGAGUCUGUGAGAGAUUAUUGCAUAAAAGAAGGAGAAAAUGUAUUCAGAUGUAAAAUAUGCGCGAGAGUCUACACGCAUAUAAGUAAUUUCUGUAGGCACUACGUCACUUCUCACAAGAAAGAUGUAAAAGUUUUCCCAUGUCCCAUUUGCUUCAAAGAGUUCACUCGAAAAGAUAACAUGAUCGCUCACUUGAAGAUCAUUCACAAAAAUCAGCCGAAUGCUAACGAGCAGAUGGCGAAGCAGGAGUCUUAAUGUAUUCACAAGUUUUAGAUUGUCGACAACACUCAGUAGUACUCUUUGUCGCAGAUGUAUUAAGAUCUGAUUAGCCAGAGUAGAAUUUAUUCAUGUUAUACGUUAACUUAAAAUUUGGAUUUUCAAUAGUUUAAUAAAGCGUAGAUUGCGUAUUGAGUAAGCGUUCGAGCUCUAAGUUUCAUACAUAUGUCAAUAAGUUUGUUGAUAUUAGACGACUCCGGUCGUUUGUUGUUAAUAUAUUUAUCUCUUUAUUUAUAUUGUUCCAUUUGUUUCUCAGAGUGCUGACUUCAAAGAGAUUUAUAAAAUUUUCUAUGAUUUACUUGUUAUUUUGCACUUAACUUGUUACUUAAUUUUAUUAGUUACAACAUUUUCAGGGUACAAAAUAAACUACUCAUGGUGAUCGUAAAUUCAAAAGUAGUGUAAUUUUUAUGUGCUGAAUAUUAAUGCAAUUCUCAUUGAACUGAAUUAGUUAGUUUAAGUUUAGUUAAUAUAUUUAUGAGUUAUUGCAAUGGCAUAGUCUUUUUGUAAAUCGAGGGUGGUGUUGCGACGGAGUUAGGCAUCAGCGCUGUUGAGUAUCACAAGAGGCUAAACUAUCUCUUUAUAAAAAGACUUGAUAACAAAAUGCCAUUGCGUAAGUAGUAGCGGAAAAUGCAUUUUCAUUUAACUUGCCUUAAUAGUGAUCUUAGUUGUAGAUGACGAUUUGACUUCUUCGAAGUAAAACUCAACACAGGCUAUGAUUUUAUUUUGUAGAGUUUGUUAAGAAUAAUUUAUAAUAGUUUAUCAAUGUUGAAAUAUUUGGUUGUAAAUGUUAUUAUGCUAUUCAAAUAUCUACUUAUUUAAAUCGCUUAAAUUAUACAAUAGAAUCUAUAGAAUAGUUGGUACACAGUAUCAAAGGCGAACACUGUAGAAUGCCAACACUUGAUGGUUAAUGUUCAGUUCCUGAAUAAUCAACAGAGCCCCAAAUCAUUUAGAUAUUUUAAUAAAAGUUUUUAAUUCGUAACAUAAAAAUAUAAUAGGAUUAUUAUUACUUUGUUAAAUGAUUAAAUUAUUUACGCAUAUGAAAUAUCUAUUUGUCAAAGACAAUACAACAAAUACUGUAGCUAAUGUUAUAAAGGUUAUUAGAUCGCGAACUGCAUCCGUUGUGGGGCAUGCCUUCAAUGCAGCCGCGCUCAGGACUAAGUUGAAUGUGCACUGCGGCCAUUGUCAACUGUGUGUAUCGGAGCCAGCGGGCGCAGUCGCGAUAUUAUAACCGCAAUCACAAACACAUCUACCUUAUUCACAUUUGAGUUACUAUCGAAAACAACUUUAAACAAAUGUAACAUAUUAUAUAUUUUAAAGGUUGACGUUUAAAUUGUAUAUAUUGAAAUGAUACAACAAGGCGUUGUUGUUAAAGUGAUCUUAGCAAGGUGCUUUGAAUGAAGUUUAUAUGUAACUGGAAUCAUGAGAUGAUUUGUAAAUUCUAUUUUAGUAGAAAACAAAAUGCCUUAAAUAUAAAGUAAGGAACGGUACUUAUAAAUUAUUUACUUAGUUAAAUUUAGAGGCAAAAGUAGUCUUCCAUGUAAAGAUAGCGACACGUUUUCAUAUUUCAAUUAAAACGAGAAAGUAAAAUUGUUUUAAAUAAGUAGGUAUUGUAUAAAAUGAGUUUAUAUGGAUGAUAGGUAUCUACUUCAAUAGGUAGGUACGUAUAUUAUGUUGUCGACCCAGAAACCAAAUUCUCCAAUUAUAAUAACGUAGGUCCAGGGAACGCUUGCCUAUUAGUGUGCCUUUACUUGUAUAUUAAUAAGUUUAAUAUUUAUCGACUACUAGACUACUAAGAAAUUUCAAAAAUGUUAUGUAUUAUUUAUUUUCAUUAUUCAGAGUUUACAAUGUCUACUUUAAGAAGCUUCCUUAGGAGUUUAGAAACCUUUUAGGCCCAAGUAGUUAAAUUAAACGAUGUAAUUAAAAUUAAGAAUAUAUCAUCUCAUGUUUUCCAUUUUGUUUGGAAAUCGGAACAACUCGUCAAUGUUAUUUACAAAGUGAAUAUAAAAAUUCGUAAUUUUCGAGGCGUCAGGUCUUGAUAAUCAAUAUUAAGACUGUUAAAAUUCAUAAAAACGAAUUUAUUGUACCUACCUUUCAUAAAUCUUUAUACGAAAUUUACCUUGAACACUGAUAGGUACUUAAAAAGGAAAUUUAGACUUAAUAAUGGUGAGGCUAUUAUUGAUCGAUGAAACAAAUCACUUACAUUAUGAUAGUCAAUUUAGCCAGUGCCUAAGCUUAACCUGUUCAUUUUUAGUGAACCUAAAUACUACAUGAACAUCAUAUUUAUUGUAUUAUCUACUAUGUAUAACAUAUAAAUCUAAUAUUUUGGUUUUAAAUCUAUUUAAUAAUUACAUAAUUGUAUCAGUUUUAAGUCUUAAAUUCAAGAAAGAUUAAUUAUUUAUUUUUCAAUUCCGUAUAUUUAUUAUAUUAUGUAAUAUUAUCAACUCACUAAUAAAUAAUUUUAUUAUUUGUUAAUGUUAUAUCAUAAUUGGUGCUAAAUUAUACUUAAGAAAAUGUCACAUGUGAUGUGACAUAAAAUGGAUUGUCCCUAAAAUAUACAUAAUAUUAUAUAUUGUUUGUUGAUAUUGUUGUUUUAAAAGCAUGUAUGUAAGAACAUUAUAGUCAGUCGUUACAUUUAUCCGUUGACAAAGUUAUGGGACUUAAACAUUCGCAAUUAUGUCAUUCAAAUGUUAUAUAUUAUUAUUUCUGAUUGAAACAAAAUAAUAAGAAUAUACCUAUCUAUUACAUUUGACUAUACAACCUUAAAGCAAUAUUUACUUUGUAAUAAUUACAUGAAUUACUUACAAAUAUUAAAUUGAAAGAUACUUUACCAUUGACGACAUAGAAUUUUUACUUGGAUUCAAAUAGAUGAUAAUUUUAAUCUCAUAUAAAUUACUUCCGGAUAACAAAACAACUAUAGUUUUUCUGUAUAAUAAAUUAUGUACUUAAUACGGGUUUCUUGAGGGAUUGGUCAAGUUGUUCAAUGUAAAGCACCGGUAAUACCGAGAUAGAUGCUUAUGUACCUAGGUGCCUACAACUUGUACCUAUGAAUUUUCGGCACAACAGCUGCCAAUAUGUUUUUGUUUAUAGUACCUAAUCAUAAUUAUAUAUUUGUAGAAAAUAAGGACAUUUUAUGUUGCCUAUAAACCAAUUCCUCAAACAAACCACGAACGAUAAGUUGUUAACUUUUACUCAAAAGAGUUUUAUUAAAUCUGCAGAUAAAUUAAAUAUAUUUAAAUUAUAUAUCGACUUAUCAAAACUCACACGACAAUUAUAAUAAUAUUUAUAGAAUUUAGCCAAAUGUUAAGCAAAUCCAUAUUUUUUUGUUAUUUGCACUUAGACAAUAGAAAAUGCAAAGAGUAUGUUUAGAUAAAUUUAGAAUUGAAAGUUACACGACAUAGAAUAUUUGUUAAUGAAACAAAAUACAAUGGUAUACAAUAAGGUGUUAAUUACUAUUUUUAGAAACUUUAAAGAAAAUAAUAAAAGUUACAGCAAAAACAGCCAAUAUUUUAAUGUUUCUUACUUAUUAUUUUGUUUUGAUUCUCUAUUGUUAUUUUAAGUUUUCACCUGUUUGAUUUUAUUAAUUGUGAAGUUAAAAAGGUCUACGAUCUUUCACUUGUAUAUUUAAAUUGUAUUUAUUGUUUAAACGUUAUUGUACCUAUUGUACUAUUGGCGUAUAGCAUAUCGCUAAACGUUGUAAUACCUAGUAGACAUGGAAUGUCUUGUCUUGCCGUUUGAUUUCAUACUAAACUUGGUGACACGAUAAUCAUACUUAUGUGGUCUGUCACCCGUGAUUUAUACAGCAACGAUGACGAAUACUAACGAUUUCAACAAUAUUUUAUUAUUUUUUAUAUUUAAAUAUGUAGUAGCAAAGUAACAACACGGGUUAUUAGUAAAGAGUAGAUUAAAAGUUAAGUUAUUUAUAAUAUUAUAGACAUUAAUAGUGUUGUUGACGAUGGAGUGACAUGAGAACACUGUAUAGAGAUGUUACUUAGUCACGCAGAGAGGACUGAACAGGUACGUUGUCCUAUGACGCUACUCUCACGUUUCGUAGAUGGUGUGGUUAGAGCUAGAUUACGUUUAAUGCUUUCUAUGUUGCUCAAAUUGAUGCUCUGCAAUGAACAAAGUAUUGAUUUGUUGGUCCAGUACAAAUUGUUGCUUUUUAUUUUUUAUUUAUACCAUAUUCUUAGAUAUUUCUGAUGCAAUAUUAUCCAGAUAUUGAUUAAUGAGGCUAAUAACAUGUUCCUGAUUUUUUUAUCCAAACAUGAUUGUAUCUUUUGGCUUAUUUUUCUCUGUAUGUCCAUAUUCAUACAAUAUAUUGGCAGCUAUUUUUUCGAAUUAUGUUUCUCGUGUUAAACGAAUGAACUACACAACUGCUAUAAGUUUAAUGUUACUUUUCAACUAUAAACCCACCUUAUGUGAUCUUAAGAGCUUAAGUUAACUGAAGUGUUAUUUUUAUAAUUAUGUACCUACUACUGAACUUGCCGAAAUAGUUCCAAAUGCAAACACUUGAGUCCUAUUAUGUCAUAGUGAAAUCUAUUCUUUUUUGUUAUUAUUUUUUAAUUUAUUAAUUUAUGGUUACUUUAAAAUAGUGUAAGCAGUUUGACUUUGCUACAAGUUCAUGUUUUAAAUUAAACAUCAGAUAAUUUUAUUGAACACACCCUCUGUUAUCUUUUGAAAUUUAUUUGCUUAGUGAGUUUUAAUUUAUAGGACUGAUGAUUUAAAUUUUGGUUAAUAUAUAUACACUUAGUACAUAUAUUCCAAAAUUGAUAUUAUUUCACAUUUUUCUAGUUUUAAAUGUUUUAUUUUGGAUGCAUCUCAUGGACAAGCUUACCAUUUAUAGGAUCGUCAUAAGUUAUUGACUGGUGCUAUGUUAAAUUGACAAGAUUAUUUCUGUAUAUCGAAUGGCAGCUAUUUUAAAUUGAAUAUAAUUAUUGUAAACUUGUCCACGGAAUGAUUUCAUGAAUCGUGGUUUUUCAUUUUAAUCAUGGUGUAAUAAAUUUCGUCAUUCAAUUUGAACAAAUAAAGUUAAUAUAUUUUC